Messenger RNA from Phoenix dactylifera (date palm), 2069 nucleotides. Lineage: Eukaryota; Viridiplantae; Streptophyta; Magnoliopsida; Arecales; Arecaceae. The record is from RefSeq and is a predicted model, not a curated record.
CAAGAACUAUAAGCCAUGCCCCGUUUGCUCAAGUGUCCUCCUCUCUGAUUCACCGCUCGGGACCUCCCUCUCCCUCUUCCUCGCCUUAUCUCUGAGAAAACAAAAAUUUUUUUUAACCAAUUUUAAUUUAUGCCCUCAGUAGCCCUCCUUCCCUCCCUCCGGCGGCGAUGUAGAGAGUAGCCAUGGAAGAAGUCUUCCGGUUUUGCUCCUGUAGCGGCCUCCAACUUCCUUCCAAUCCCCAGUUCCUCCCCUCCCAAAUUCCCAAAAUCCCCACCUCUUCCCACAAUGCCCCUCCCCGCCCCCGCUUCCCCCUCCCCGUCCGCGCCCUACGGCUCUCCCCUAAAACCCCCACCCCCCUUCCCGAAAAGCCCCCGAAACCCCCAACUCUUCCCGUUCUUCCCUCCCAACCCUCCUCUCCCUUCCAUGAGAAGCUCCUCUACCUCGACUCCCUCGGCAUCGACCUCUUCGCCGCCGUUGCUGCCCACCCUCCCGUCGCGGCCGUCCCCCUCGCCGACCUCCGCGCCACUGUCGACCUUCUCCUCUCCAUUGGCCUCGCCGCCGGCGAUCUCCGCCGCGUCUGCGGCAUGUGCCCGGAGGUCCUCGCCGCCGGUCCCAAAGCCCUUACCCCCGUCCUCACCUUCCUCCUCCGCGAGGCUGGCGUACAGGGCCGCGACCUCCGUCGCGUCAUCCACCGCCGGCCGCGGCUCCUCGUCUCCGACGUCGCCUGCCGGCUCCGCCCCACCCUUUACUUCCUCCAGAUGCUUGGCAUCACUGCCAUCUCGAGGCACACCUCGCUGCUCUCUUGUAGCGUAGAAGAGAAGCUCCUCCCCCGGCUCGACUUCCUCCAGAGGGUUGGGUUCUCGCACCGGGACUCGAGGGUGAUGGUGAGAAGGUUUCCUCAGCUCUUCUGCUACAGUAUAAAGGAGAAUCUCCAGCCCAAGAUUGAAUUUUUAGCGUCGGAAAUGGGGAGGGAGCUGAGGGAGCUGAAGGAAUUCCCUCACUACUUCUCGUUCAGCUUGGAGAACAGGAUAAAGCCGAGGCAUCGGGUGUGCAACGAGAAAGGUGUGUUCUUGCCGCUUCCUGCAUUGUUGAGGCCGAGCGACGAGCAAUUCGAUGCUCGGCUGGAGGUAUGUGCAUCUUCUGGAGUUGUGAUUUGUGGGUAUAAUUCCCUCUAGCUGAACUGAUGAAUGGAGGAAUCCUCCUAGCUAAACUCGGGACUUUGGAACAAUAUGAGGCAUGUUAUCAAUCAACUAGUCCCUUGGAGGACAUAGUUGAAGGUGAUUCCAUCACUACUGUCUUUUUCUUCUUCAGAAGACAAGGGGUUUCAUGUUAUAUUUCACUCUUAUGCUCCCAAUGAGAGAAAUUAAGUAGAAAAUUAGUUGGAAUAGUUCAACUCCUCUAUCAAUAACAGGGUUGUUUGAAUUCUACAUUUUUCCAAGCUUUACCUAUCGAGUUCUAAUUGAUGCUUCAUACUACUUGUUUUAAAGCUUGUAUACAAUAUACUUGAGGUUAACCCUUUCCAAGAAGAGGGGGAAAAGAUUUAGAUGUAUUUAUGUGAUGAUACAAUUUGAAUCAAUUUUGAGAAGGAAGGCAUGUUGUGUGCUACCUCGUAUAAAUUAUUUAGUUAUUCAGAACUUGUUCGAAAAAUCAAAUGCCUUGCCUGAGUAGAUUCCCACGGCCGAGAAACACGAACAUGAUUUGCAGGCGAGAUAGUUGUUAUUAUAUCAGCCAGUGUAAAGUUCCGAACUACUAGUGAUGGGCUCCAACCCUCGCUUAUAUGUUGUAUUUUCAGAAACCUUCUAAGUAAGUUCUCUUUUGACUCUCUUAUGUUGUUUCUCUGCUCCUCUUGCUUAUCUAGACGGUUGUUUCUAUCACAUAUCUGGACGGCGGAUGAGCCGAUAUCUCUAGCGACCCUAUCAGCUCGGUGCAUUGGUCGAACUGGUUUCCACCGAUGCCUUGGUCCUUCAGAAAACUUGUUUCAAAAAUCACUCAACGGGUGUAGAGCUCUUCCAUUACUCUUCUAGCAUGCAGAAUGGUACAAGGCUCAAAGGAAUUAUAUAAAAGUUAAA